Messenger RNA from Arctia plantaginis, 663 nucleotides. The record is from the annotation of a GenBank genome assembly. Lineage: Eukaryota; Metazoa; Arthropoda; Insecta; Lepidoptera; Erebidae.
AUGAAGGAUACUUACGCUACUCUGGAGCAUUUAGAGAAUUUCAGGAAAGAGUUCCAGGAUACAAAAUUCUCCCCUUCAGUUUUCUCCAGUAGUAGGCUCAAUAUAAAGAGUGGGCGGACUAUUGAUAGUGAUCCUAUCGAUUUAUCGGAUAGUCACCUCAUGCAAAAUAUCGAAGAUCAUAAAUCCAGUCGCACGGGCUUUGGGGAAUCCUUUCAAACCGAAGAACAGCUGAAUCAUUUUAAUAUUUCUUUUGCGGGGGUAGUUGCAGAAUCAGAUAAAAGUAAAAAUAUGUCGUCUAGAUCUGUGGGCUCGUCCGAUGCACCGUUAAAUCUGACAUCAUUGCGAUCUACUGAUAAGGAAACAAGUGAACAGCUGUGCGUAUCGGUCAAUAAACAUAAACAAGCGGCGGCCAUUGCGACAUUGACUUUACAGGAGCAAAAUGAAAAUAUAACAGGCAACGAAUGGAAACUUGUACAAUACAAGUCAAAACCUAAAAACCGUUUUCUCAAGGCCGUUUACCGUUUUGGUAACGUGAAGCUCGAAAUGGGGACUGUACCGACUGAAAUAUACGUGAUCAGUCUCAUCAUUCGUCAUCCAAAAUUGGCUAAUUAUUAUUCGCACAGCAGCCUCCAGUUAUAUGGUAAUCCACCGGGAGUUCCCUGA